Aspergillus puulaauensis is the source of this 363-nucleotide messenger RNA. RefSeq names its product GPI anchored serine-threonine rich protein. The transcript has a single exon. Lineage: Eukaryota; Fungi; Ascomycota; Eurotiomycetes; Eurotiales; Aspergillaceae. The record is from RefSeq and is a predicted model, not a curated record. The coding region runs from base 1 to 363 and encodes 120 amino acids.
AUGGGAUUGUCUCUGCGAGCAAACCAACAACAUGCUAACGUAGGUUACCUACCUUUCUGUUACAGCACCCGUCUAACUCAAAAAACUGAGAACAGAUGCUACAAUAACUGCCCCAACGAUGGCAGCCGCACCGGCAUCCAGCAGCAAAGAAUCUCUUACUGCAACGCUGCAGGCCAGCUCUCGUCUAGCACCACGCGUCCAGCUACAAAGACCGCGACUGCGACAUCGUCUGAUACCGAUGCUUCAUCGACGAGCGAUGGAGCUGCUGCGUCGGCGACGGCGGACGAUGCGGCGUCGAGACUGGAGAUUGGACUGGGGGCAGGGUUUGGGGUUGGACUGGCUCUUUUGGGUGGGUUGGUGUAG